Messenger RNA from Heterocephalus glaber (naked mole-rat), 948 nucleotides. Its product is annotated as olfactory receptor OR9H1. Lineage: Eukaryota; Metazoa; Chordata; Mammalia; Rodentia; Bathyergidae. Gene Ontology annotation, biological process: G protein-coupled receptor signaling pathway. Gene Ontology annotation, molecular function: olfactory receptor activity; G protein-coupled receptor activity. The record is from RefSeq and is a predicted model, not a curated record. Gene Ontology annotation, cellular component: membrane.
AUGAAGAGGGAGCUGAAUAGGAAUUACUCAGAGGUGGCUGAAUUCAUUCUGUUGGGAUUUAAAAUCCCUCCAAAGCUACAGAUCCUCUUAUUCUUAGUAUUCUUGUUGAUCUACAUGGUCAUUGUAGUGGGAAAUGUCAGCAUGAUAAUUGUCAUUAAGGUGGACUCUAGACUUCAAACACCCAUGUAUUUCUUCCUUAGAAACUUGUCUUAUUUAGAUCUGUGCUAUUCCACAGUCAUUGCACCCAAAACUUUAGCCAACUUCUUGACCAAUGAAAAGAAGAUUUCAUAUAAUGGCUGUGCAGCACAAUUUUUCUUCUUUGCCUUGUUUGUCACAACUGAAGGCUUUCUUCUGGCUGUAAUGGCCUUUGAUAGAUUCUCAGCCAUUUGCUACCCUCUCCUUUAUCCUGUGCAUAUGUCCCCAAAAGUCUGUAUUCAGUUGGUAGCUGGAUCCUACAUCUGUGGAUCUAUCAAUGCCAUAGUACAGACCAGCUUCACCUUCACUUUGCGUUUCUGUCAAGAAAAUAAACUGGACCACUUCUUCUGUGAUGUUCCAGCACUGAUCAAGAUCUCCUGUGUUGACACCAUUGUGAACAAGAGUGUGCUGUUUAUUCUCUCUGCUCUUAUCAUAAUCACCACCACAGCUGCAAUUCUGGUUUCCUAUGCAUACAUCCUCUCGACUGUCAUGAAGAUUCCCUCAACCCAAGGCAGGAGUAAGACCUUCUCCACCUGUGGCUCCCAUAUAGCAGUAGUGAGUUUAUUCUAUGGAACUGUAUUCUUCAUGUAUGCUCAGCCCAGGGCCAUCUCCUCACCAGAGCAAAGCAAGAUUGUGGCUGUGUUCUACACUCUUAUAAUACCAAUGCUGAACCCUCUCAUAUAUAGUCUGAGAAACAGAGAUGUGAAAGAUGCUGUGAAAAGAAUAUUAUGUGGAAAAUGGCCCUCUCCAUGA